Molecule: messenger RNA, 1722 nt
Organism: Trachymyrmex cornetzi
Lineage: Eukaryota; Metazoa; Arthropoda; Insecta; Hymenoptera; Formicidae
Exons: 1
Coding region: 1-1722 (573 amino acids)
Source: RefSeq, a predicted model, not a curated record
AUGGAUAAAGUUAAAGAGGCGAGACACGUUAUUUUACAAGACAGCGAAGUUGACAUUUUUGGAGGAGAAACAGACAGCGAUGAGGACUUUAUAUUAUCGGAAAGCGAAGUCGAAAGCGAAGAAAAUGGACUUGACUAUGAUGACGACUAUGAAUGCAGUUCGAAGAAAACUCGUGCUGAAGAGGAAGUAGAGCAACAUGAACCAUCUUCUAGCUCAGAUCGUCCGAGACAGUAUCUUUACGGAAAAGACAACUACAAGUGGCUUACGAAAGCUCCUGAAUCAGAAGGUAGGAAAUCAAUUACUAUACAUUUACCUGAAUGUAAACAAGAAGCGAGAGAAAUGACAACGCCAUUAGAUAUUUGGAGUUUGUUGUUUCCGGAUGAAUUGCUGGAGAUUAUAGUGAAGCACACUAAUGAGGAAAUAAACCGGAGAUUAGUCAAUUUAUCGAGUCAGCCUUAUUAUUGUGAAACAGAUUUGAUUGAAAUGAAAGCAUUUAUUGGUCUUUUAUAUUUUGCUGGAUUACAAAAAGAUAGACAUAAAAAUACAGUGAAUAUGUGGAAAGAAAACGGUUGUACUAUGUAUAGAGCUGUCAUGACUCGCAAUCGUUUUAUUUUUCUGGGUUCGUGCUUACGCUUUGACGACAAAACAAUAAGGAAAGACAGGCAAACUACCGACAGAUUGACGGCCAUCAGAGAAAUUUGGGACAAGUUUAUCGAAAAUUGUACAAAAUAUUAUACCCCUUCACAAAGUUGUACUAUAGAUAAGCAGCUUCUUGGCUUUAGAGAAAAAUUUUUUGCAAAAGUUUACAUCAAAAGUAGACCUGAUAAAUACGGAAUAAAAAUUUUAUGUUUAAAUGAUUCCAGAACCUUUUAUAUGUUAAAUGCGAUUCCGUACACAGGCAAAGUUGUAACCGAAAGAUUAGAAAACAUUCCUUCAUAUUAUGUGCGCCAACUUUCAAUCCCGAUUCACGGAACCGGCAGAAACAUUACCUGUAACAGUUGGUUCACUUCUAUUGAAUUAAUAAAUAUGAUGAAACGUGAGUACUCUCUGACAAUGGUUGGUACAAUACGGAAAAAUAAGCGUCAAAUUCCUUUUGUCUUUCAACGAUCUGCUUUUGUUGGUGAUGCACGAUAUGUAUAUACGAACGAAAUGACUUUAUUAUCUUAUACACCAAAGAAAAACAAAGUUAUAUGCCUUGUAUCGAGUUUGCAUAGAAAUAAGGGAAAAACAGAUGUAGAAAUUAAAAAACCGGAAAUAGUUUCCUAUUAUAAUAGUACAAAAGGCGGAACAGACACUUUUGAUUUUUUGUGCAAAAGCUAUUCGACGUGUAGAAAAACGAAGCGAUGGACAAUGAGGCUUUUCUUUGGCAUGCUUGAUCAAGCAGUUGUUAACAGCAAUAUUUUAUAUAAUCUGAAUGAUAGAAAUAAUGCGAUGAAAAGAUAUAAUUUUAUAGAAGACUUGGCAAUUAUGCUAGCAGGUCCGUACAUGCAAAAUAGAUUACAACACGCAAAUCUUCAAAAACGAUUAAGAAUAUCUAUUUGUGCUAUUUUACGAAUAGAAGAACCGCAACCAGAAGAAAGAAAACAUAAGCUUGAAACAAGAAAACGAUGUUAUUAUUGCAAAAAUACCGCCGACAAAAAAACCUGGAUAUGUUGUUUUAUGUGCGGAAAACCGAUUUGUGAGCAACAUCGUACUUACGUAUGUCUAGACUGCAAAACGUAA